AUGCGCCCCCUCUGCGUCCUGUUCUUCGUGGUGCUCGUCUCCCCGUCACCAUCCCCCUCCAUCAUCCUGCCCUUCGAGCAGAAAGGCCUCCCAGACCUGAGGAAGACCGUGGAUGUGGCAGAGCUGCUGGAGAUGAUGAUGAACGAUGAAGAGGGGUCGGGCUUUCAGGAGAUCAUCAAACUGGAUCAGCCGACGUGUCCGUUUGAGUGUGAAUGCAGUCUGAAGGUGGUGCAGUGCUCGGACCGAGGGUUAUACUACGUCCCUCACGAGCUUCCUCCUGACACCAGACUCCUGGACCUCCAGGGGAACCACAUCGCAGAGAUCAGAGAGAACGACUUCAAGGGUCUGAACAACCUCUACGCUCUGGUGUUGGUGAACAAUCAGAUCUCUAGGAUCCACCCUCGGGCCUUCCUGCCCCUUAAGCGUAUGCAGAAACUCUAUUUAUCCCACAACCUGCUGACUGCCGUCCCCAAGAACCUGCCCUCGACUCUGGUGGAGCUGCGCAUUCACGACAACCGCAUCAAGAAAAUCGCAUCAGGGACUUUUUCUGGACUUUACGGCAUGAACGUUAUCGAGUUAGGACGAAAUCCAAUCAAGAACAGUGGGUUGGAGGCCGGAGCGUUUAACGGACUGAGGCUGAAAUUCCUGCGGAUUUCAGAGGCCAAACUCACAAACAUUCCCAAAGGUCUACCUUUUAAUCUCAGAGAGCUUCAUCUGGACCAGAACCAGAUUACCACCAUCAAUGUAGACGACCUUGUGGAAUAUGGAGAGUUAUACAGGCUGGGCCUUGCACACAACAGGAUCCGCACCAUAGAGCACGGCAGCCUUUACUAUGUUGAGAAGCUGCGUGAACUUCACUUGAAUGAUAACCUGCUGUCUCGUGUUCCUGAUGGUCUGUCAGGGUUGAAACACCUGCAGGUGGUCUACCUCCACUCUAACAACAUCAGCUCCGUGGACGUGAACGACUUCUGUCCUAAAUCCUCCGCGGUGAAGAAGACUUUAUAUAACGGCAUCAGCCUGUUCAAUAAUCCCCUCAGUUACUGGGAGAUUCAGCCUGCAACCUUUCACUGUGUCAGCAGCAGCAGAGCCAUCCACUAUGGAAACAUGUAA
Molecule: messenger RNA, 1110 nt
Organism: Cheilinus undulatus (humphead wrasse)
Lineage: Eukaryota; Metazoa; Chordata; Actinopteri; Labriformes; Labridae
Product: biglycan-like
Exons: 7
Coding region: 1-1110 (369 amino acids)
Molecular function (GO): protein binding
Source: RefSeq, a predicted model, not a curated record